AUGGAAGCCAUAACUGAGAUUGCAGUCGUAACCAUCCCUGCGUAUAGCCACCAAGCCUCCAUUCUCGAGUUCUGUAAACGACUUGUUCUUCUCCAAAACCAUGGCCAGUUCCAUGUGACCUGCUUCAUCCCUACUCUCGGAUCACCUCCUAGUGCUUCCAUGGCUCUGAUUCAGUCCCUUCCUUCUUCCAUAACCUGCACUUUUCUUCCUCCUGUGAACCUCCACGACCAACCUCUGGAUCUUCCAUUGGAAGUCCAGCUUCAGCUCGCCGUUUCUCGGUCUAUGCCGCUCGUUCGCGAGGCCUUAAAGUCCCUCGGUUCGAGCUCGAGCUUGGCGGCUAUGGUGGCUGAGCCUUUAUCCAUUGAAGCAUUAGCAAUAGCCAAGGAACUUAACAUCAUAUCGUAUCUUUAUUUCCCUUGUUCUGCUAUGAUGCUUUCACUUUGCUUUUAUUCUGCCAAGCUGAAUCAAAGAGUUACUUGUGGUCAUCAGUUUAGAGACCUACCAGUACCCAUUGAGAUUCCUGGUUGUGUUCCUGUGAAUGGAAAAGAUCUCCCAGAUAAUCAUCAAGAUCGAUCAAGUUCGGCUUAUGAGCAGUUUCUUCAACGUUGUCAAUUAUACCAUCUUGCUGAAGGUAUCUUAUUGAAUAGCUUCGAAGAAAUGGAAGCAGGAGCCAUAAGAGCCUGGCAGCACGAGGAACCAGCCGGAAAAGGACAAACUAAGAAAUACCCUUCUGUACAUGCAAUUGGACCCAUAAUAAAAACCGGGUCCAGCAUUGAACCAAACCGGUCAGACCGGGACUGUGACAAAUGCUUAAGAUGGUUAGACACACAGCCACCAAGUUCUGUUCUGUUUGUUUCCUUUGGAAGUGGUGGGAGAUUAUCUCAAGCCCAGAUCAAUGAGCUAGCUUUAGGGUUAGAAUUAAGUGACCAAAGAUUUCUAUGGGUUAACGUGAAAUCACCAAGUGAUAGAGCCAGUGCUAGUUAUCUAAGUGAUAAAAAUGAAGAAGACCCACUUCAUUUCUUACCCUCAGGCUUUCUGGAAAGAACUAAGGAACGAGGUUUGGUCAUGGCUUCUUGGGCCCCACAAGUUCAAGUCCUAGGUCAUAGUUCAGCAGGAGGGUUUCUAAGUCAUUGUGGUUGGAACUCAAUACUAGAGAGCAUUGCAGAGGGAGUGUCAAUUAUAGCGUGGCCACUUUUUGCAGAACAAAGAACUAAUGCUGCAAUGUUAGCUGAUGGGCUAAAAGUUGCUAUAAGGCCAAGACUUAGUGACAACAAUAGUGGGAUAGUGGAGAAAGAAGAGAUUAGUAGGGUUAUAAAGUGUAUAAUGGAGGAUGGUGAUGAAGAAGGUGAAGAAAUUAGAAGAAGAAUGAAAGAGCUUAAAGAUGCUGCUUCUUGUGCUUUAAUGGAGGAUGGUAGUUCAACAAAGACACUGUCAAAUUUGGCCCUCAAAUGGAGAAAUCUGAAUCACAUUAAUUAGAGAAACUGGAUUCUCUUUAUAAAUUUUCUCUCAUGUUGUUCCAUAUAUAUAAGUUGGAGCAUUAGUUCAGUCUAAAAGGGAAGAGUAGAGAGAUAUAUAUAAAUUUUAUAUGAAGAUGACAGAAAAAAAAUUGCUAUUGAUGCUGUUAUGAAACCCAUUAAUUUUGGGUCCAUGUAUGAAACUUUGUCUUA
Messenger RNA from Neltuma alba, 1667 nucleotides. RefSeq names its product hydroquinone glucosyltransferase-like. NCBI's taxonomy places the organism in Eukaryota, Viridiplantae, Streptophyta, Magnoliopsida, Fabales, Fabaceae. The record is from RefSeq and is a predicted model, not a curated record. The transcript has 2 exons. The coding region runs from base 1 to 1476 and encodes 491 amino acids. Gene Ontology annotation, molecular function: UDP-glycosyltransferase activity.